CCCGGCGCGGUUCGUCGUCCGGUCGGCCCCGUCAGCGCCAUGCGCCGCCGACCCGGCAUCGCCGGCAUCCACCAGCGCCGCGACACCACCGCGGCGAUUCGCACCGUCGGCGAGGAGGCGUCCGAACGUUCGCUGGAGACGAUGCGUCGGCAGCUCGCAACCUUCCGCCAGUCGCUCGAGGAGUUCGCGCUGCGACACAAGGCUGACAUCCGACGGGACCCGGCGUUCAGGGCGCAGUUCCACAAGAUGUGCGCCAACUGCGGCGUGGACCCGCUCGCGUCCAACAAGGGGUUCUGGGCCGAGCUCCUGGGCUUUGGAGACUUCUACUACGAGCUCGGCGUGCAGAUCGCGGAGGCGUGCCUCAGCUCGAGGGCCGAGAACGGGGGACUGCUCGAGCUCCACGACCUCAUGGCGAUGGUGUUGAAGCGCCGCGGGACGGUCGCGGCGCCGGUGAGCGAGGACGACGUGCUCCGCGCCAUCGACCGCCUCAAGGUUCUGGGAGGGGGCUGGUCCGUGCACUCCAUCGGCGGACGGCGCAUCAUCAGCUCCGUCCCUGACGAGCUCAACGCGGACACCUCGGAGGUCAUACGACUGGCGGCGGGCGGCAACGGCGCGGGCGGGGGGGAGCGCGGGUGCGUCACCGUCACGGGAUUGGGAAAAGAGGCGGGAUGGCAAAAGGGAAGGGUGGAGCAGGCGUUGCGCGAGCUGGUCAAGCGGGGCGUGGCGCUUGUCGACGACGGCGACCCUCGCGGCAUUGAACGGCUGUUCUGGAUCCCGUGCGUAUCGCCGCAGAUGACGUCGCGAUGAUCGUCGUUACUUU
Micromonas commoda is the source of this 820-nucleotide messenger RNA. RefSeq lists its product with no specific name. The coding region runs from base 40 to 807 and encodes 255 amino acids. The record is from RefSeq and is a predicted model, not a curated record. Gene Ontology annotation, biological process: protein transport to vacuole involved in ubiquitin-dependent protein catabolic process via the multivesicular body sorting pathway. Lineage: Eukaryota; Viridiplantae; Chlorophyta; Mamiellophyceae; Mamiellales; Mamiellaceae. Gene Ontology annotation, cellular component: ESCRT II complex. The transcript has a single exon.